Messenger RNA from Melampsora larici-populina 98AG31, 1731 nucleotides. RefSeq lists its product as uncharacterized. The transcript has a single exon. Bases 1 to 1731 code for a protein of 576 amino acids. Lineage: Eukaryota; Fungi; Basidiomycota; Pucciniomycetes; Pucciniales; Melampsoraceae. The record is from RefSeq and is a predicted model, not a curated record.
AUGCUGACUCCAAUUAAUCCUCGUAAUGUGCGAGCCAAGAUGCAGUGUUAUCUGGAGGACCUGGGUCAAGUCGCCGAAGUGGUUGAUGUAUGGUUGCACAGUAUGGCCAUGUCAUAUCCCUUGCAUUCAGCGUUAGAAGCGGUUUGGAACGUAGUUGCCAUCGAGGUUCCAGGUAUGUUAAGUGCUCCAAUUUCUUCUACCCAUCAUAUAUAUACUGAUCUGUUGGUCUUUGUACAAAAAGCAAUUCACAAAGAACUCUUACCAUCCAAGCACAUCCAUGACUCAAUCCUGGACCCAUCUUCGUAUCUUGACAAGACGGAAGUUUCAUACUCAGCCCGGAGUGAAGCAAUAGACCCAAAAUUGCAACACUCAACCAAUCAGAAUGGGAAGCGUGAAUGGACACCUCCAGAGGAUGGGCGAGUAAUCGCCAACAUUCCCCGCCGCUCUGCGCGUCUGUCUGCAACCACUCAAAAAUCACCUUACCCCACUCCAGUAGUAUGGGAUGAUAUCGCCCAAUCACCAAUGCGCAACUCCAGGACCAAGAAGACAAAAAUCGAUUCAUCACCCGAAAUCUGUCCGUCUAGUCCGAAAUACCAAGCUGAAAACUUGAUAAUAUCGUCAACGCCAGGAGUAGAUUCCCCUGAAUCACACUCACAAGAGAUUGCACUUGAAUGGGUUGCAACAAUUCAGGAAAUACGUGAAUUGGACCCCCUCCCUUCAUCUAUCCCCAUUGGUGUAGCUUCCGACUACGUCGCCUCCGAGAUAACACAACCUUGUCAGUUCCCGUGCCCCUCGGAAUACAACAAAGGCGAACUGUGGCAGAACAUCGAGUCCAAAUUUCUCAAUGUAAUUGGCGCAGAUAUAAUAGCACGCGGUGACCUCCGGCGUGGAAAAUUCGGAGUUCUUGGCAUUGUCGAUUGGAUUCUGGACGCACGCGAGCAUGAUGGCUGGGAUGACAUAUGCGAGGAAGCAGCUUUAGGAAAGUUAAAAACUUUGCGCGAACAUCUCAAAAGGGCGGUACUUCAUUCCAACAACACUCCUGUGCCCUCGCCCAAUCUGGUCUCCCCUCCAAGUUCCACAACCACUUUAGUUCAGCCUGAAUCACCUGCGACUCCUUCAAAAUUGCAAAACAAGUUCCGCUCCACAAAUUCGUCUAGGUGGCUUGAUACUGUUAUGGCCACAGAUCAGUCCUCAUCAUCGGGUAACUCUCAACAAUCAUUACACCUCAAACAGAUAAUCUGCAAAAGUCGACAUACCACAUCCAGAAUGUAUGGUGCAGUCCGUGUGUCCAGAAGUGUUACUCCCCCUUCAGAUACUGAGGCAAAAUCUCCAGCCCCACCAAAGUCUUUAUCACAACAAACAAUUUCCGAACAUCAACAUACUAGAUCCAGAUUGUACGGUACAAUCCGUGUAUCCCGAAGUGCAACCCCCGCUUCAGAUGACGAAGGACCAAUGUGCUUCAAAACACCUUCAAACUCAUCAAAUGCACUCGAGUCCCAGCUGAUUGGCGCACUUAUCCCUUAUCCCUUGGUAUACUCGGCGCGCAGCAACAAUGAAACUGAUUUGGACUUGCAAAAGACGCCAGAUUCCCUUCAAGCCAGCAUCAAAACCACAUACAACACACACUUCAAAACUCGUUACCCACAACUUUUGAUUGAAGGACCAACUCACAUGCAUUCAACAAAAGAAUCAGGUGACAUUAUGGUUUUUUGUUUCAUUGAAAGAAUCUAA